Molecule: messenger RNA, 699 nt
Organism: Pygocentrus nattereri (red-bellied piranha)
Lineage: Eukaryota; Metazoa; Chordata; Actinopteri; Characiformes; Serrasalmidae
Exons: 4
Coding region: 1-699 (232 amino acids)
Biological process (GO): response to bacterium
Source: RefSeq, a predicted model, not a curated record
AUGAUUUCAAAAGAAUUUGAAACUUCAAAAAGAUUUAAAAUCAACAGAAUAGCAAGUGGCAUUUCUCUCAGUAUUGAACGUGUCGCUAAAGAAGAUGAAGGAAUGUACUUCUGUGGAUCAGCUGGAUCAAACACACUGAACUUCUCUACUGCUACAUUCUUAGCAGUGACAGGGCAGUCAGACAUAUCAGUGGUCCAGACUCCAGUACGGGGGUCAGUUUCUCUAGGAGAGUCGGUCACUCUGCAGUGCACGGUCCUCUCUGAGUUCAGAGCAGCAGAUCUCCGAGUGCUGUGGUUCAGAGCUGCUGCAGGACAAUCCUUUCCUGAAAUCAUUUACACUCAUCAGACCAGCAGCAGCCGUCAGUGUGAGAUCAGCUCUUCUACAAGCUCCUCUCUGUAUGAGUUCUCUAAGAACAUCCUUGACCAGCACCAUACUGGAACUUACUACUGCGCUGUGGCUGCUUGUGGGAAGAUCAUCUUUGGCAAUGGAACAGCUGUUGAACUGACGAGAGUUCAGCAGGGGGCUGUGAGUGAGUGGACCACCAGACAGGAACAGAACACUGAGAACCUGCAUUACGCUGCCAUCCACAUCAAAGAGAACAAAGCCAAAGGUGGGAGAGUGAAGAGAGAACAGCCUGAAGACGUUGUUUACUCUCACGUGAGAAGCUCCAAUGCUGCUGCUCAGCGCUCACAUCGCUAG